AUGACGAAAAUCGCUGACAACGUUAACCCAAACGUAUAUGAAAAAGGUUCAGCACGAGAAAUCACAUUUACAGAACGCGAUGAAGAUAUAACAGAUGAAAUUGACGAAAGGGAAAUUUUCGAUUUAAUUCGAAAUAUAAAUGAUCCUGAACAUCCAUUGACACUUGAAGAACUGCGUGUGGUGGAAGAAAAGAAUGUAUUUAUAGAUAAUAAUCAGAACUUAGUGCGUGUUUACUUUACACCAACAAUACCACAUUGCAGCAUGGCAACCUUAAUAGGUCUUUCCAUCAGAGUACAGCUUCUUAGAUCAUUACCGAGUCGAUUUAAAGUGACAGUAGAAGUGUCUGAAGGCACCCACAUGUCAGAACAUGCUGUAAAUAAGCAAUUGGCCGAUAAAGAAAGGGUUGCUGCAGCAUUGGAAAAUAACAACUUGGUACAGAUUAUAAAUCAAUGUGUUGCUAAUUCU
Brenthis ino (lesser marbled fritillary) is the source of this 465-nucleotide messenger RNA. Lineage: Eukaryota; Metazoa; Arthropoda; Insecta; Lepidoptera; Nymphalidae. The record is from the annotation of a GenBank genome assembly.